Molecule: messenger RNA, 837 nt
Organism: Adineta ricciae
Lineage: Eukaryota; Metazoa; Rotifera; Eurotatoria; Adinetida; Adinetidae
Source: the annotation of a GenBank genome assembly
AUGAUGUCUCGUCAAAUUUUGAUUUUUGUCUUAUUAAUUAUUCUGAACACUACAACAAUAGUAUCUGCUGUUCGAUGUCAUAAUGACAACUGCUCUAUCAGUCUUAAUUAUACCACUGAUACUAUAAUUGACACAACAAAUUGUACAUUUACUGUAACUGACGCUUGUUUCACGUCAUUAUCGAUUAAACUACACUCAGGUGAAGGUAGUUUUUCAACUUAUCCCGCUAAUGCCGAUUUAACUCCAAUGUUUCUACUCCAUAACCGAGCAUUAGAUUCUCUAACAACAGCUAUCUGGUUUCGAAAGAAAUUAAUGACACAAUUGUUCACCUACACAUGCACAAGUGACUCGUUCUGUGGUGAAGAUCGUGCUCAACAAAUUUAUCAUCAAGCUAAGAUGUUGAACUUUGACUCAGUAUGGAGCAAUCUAGCUGAGUCUCUGCAUCAGUCUUCAACAAAUAACAAUCCAACGUGUAUGAAUGAACGAAAUGAAGCAACGACCUGCAACGGUGGUGUCUGUCAAGCGUCAUUCAGUAGUGAGAGUGAUGUCAUAACUCGAGCGUGUGUCUCGCCGCGCGGAACAGUUGAUCCGACUGGUCUUAUAAUGUCAACAUCUAAUGCUGCUAGUCUUCAACUACAAAGUACAGUGAUCUAUUCAUGUAACAAAGAUCGAUGCAAUGAUGAUACAACAAUCAAUCGUGUCAAACAAAUAUUGAUGGAUAGCAACUUGUUCAACACUACAAAGCCAACAAUAAUCUCUAAUAGUGCUGUUGGUCAUUACUCCUGUUUUGGUACAUUUACCUUUCUUAGUUUAUUGACCUUUGUCGUCUGGUAUUGA